UAAUCUAGGAACAGUUGAGUCUUUAAAAUUCCUGGCUGUUGAACAUUUUGAGGUUCCUUAAGUUUAAGCCACUUGAAAUUUCAUCGGGCCAUUUAACCAGACAACAGGUUUAUCCUGAGGAAUGUACUAUCAUACGUUGAUGUGCAGUUUCACGGCCAUUCUGGCAGGUGACCAGUGUACUGAGAUCACCGUGAGAAACAGGCUGUAUUCCUGUCUAAGGCUUUAAUCCAAUCAGACAACUGAAACGGGGGUAGGCGGGGCACUAAGUAGAAAAACACGAGACCAAUCACCAUUCAAGAUUCCUUUGGAACUGUUUAUCUCCUUUCCAUUCAUUGCAUUUCAUGAUGAAUUCAUUGAAAUUAGCUGAACUAAAAUUUUUGAUGGUAAUAUUUUUUUUUCUCAUAUAAUUUUUUAUAGUGCUUUUCCUCAUUGGUGUUGCAUGUCAACUAGAGCAAGGUGAUGGUCCAUCCUGGACAAGUUGCUACCCAGUCACAGUCAGUUUUCUAUCGGUGUCACUUUCCAUUCAACUGAACAAGAAAUCAGAUAUAUUUUUGUGAGCAAAAACAAUGUUAUGGUGUGUAAAGAGGUAAAAGUUCAAUGUGUUCCUGUCCGUCUGAUGUUCCCUCUCAACUGCUCACCUUGACAAAACACCUGAACAGAGACGCACCUUUCUGUGAAGCUUUGACAUGAUGCUUUGUAAUCUCUUUAUCUGUGCUCCUGAGACGAUAUUCGAGAGGGAGCCCUAUGCUAAUCUUACCAAGAACAUUGUGUAAUACUGUUGCGUAACAUUUCCUCUCACAAAAGUUAAUAGAAUUGUUGUCACCACAUUCAACACAGCCACAUACUAACUGUUAGUAUCCAUAUUUCACAUGACUGACGUGGUCAGAUUUGCUGGUGAUAAGUUCAGGGCAUUUUUUCAUGAUCUGAUAGCCACCCUUUAAAUGGGUUGGGGUAGACUAGAACAGGAUUAUAGUUCAUGACAUCAACAUAGGGCAACCAGUGAGGCAAAAGGCUAAGAGGUGUGGCCUGGGAACCUUCCUCCUCAUCUGAGUAUUGCAGUGCUCCGAAGGGCUCUGAUGGGUUACAAUUCCUUGGAAUGGAGAUUGCUUUACCCUUUAAAAUAGACACUACAGCUGUGUUUUGAUGCCAUUCAGGAGAUUUGAAACUUGAUGAAAGAAUCAUCACAAAUGCCAGCAGGACAGAUCACCAUAGCAAGCCCCAAACUCCACCACAGCCUUUACAGCCUGACAGACAGCUCAGAUGCUGAACAAGAGGGUGAUGAAGCCGAUGGUCCACCAUGCCUUACUCCGCUACAGAAACUCACAAUGGACAUGCACAAAGAUGACAGAAUCAUCAAGGAACUGGUCAUUGGUCGCAGGGUUGGCUUCUACAAGGUUAGAGGAGAAAUUGGCCAUGGGACCUUCUCCAGAGUCAAACUGGCGUUUCAUGCUCUGACAAAAGACAAAGUUGCCCUUAAGAUCCUGGAUAAGACAAGAUUUGACCCUCAGGCCCAACGGCUACUCUCCAGGGAAGUCAGCAACAUGAACUCCUUGCAGCACCCUAACGUGAUCCGUCUCUAUGAAGUCGUUGAGACGUCAAGCCGCCUCUACCUGGUGUUGGAGUACGCUGGGGGUGGAGACCUUCAUAACAAGAUCUGCAAUGAGGGAAAACUUUCUGACAACAUCUGCAAGAUCACAUUUUCACAGAUCCUCUCUGCCAUUAAAUAUAUGCACAAUAAUAACAUCAUCCACCGGGACCUGAAGGCUGAGAAUGUUCUGUUCACCUCCAGUGGCUGCAUUAAGGUUGCAGAUUUUGGAUUCAGCAAGCAGAUUUCCAACCGUAAUGAUGCAUUGGACACCUUCUGUGGCUCACCUCCGUAUGCUGCCCCGGAGCUCUUUAAGGAUGAGUACUACCUGGGCCCUCCAGUGGAUGUGUGGGCAAUGGGGGUCCUCCUUUUCUUUAUGGUGACCGGCACCAUGCCGUUUCGUGCUGAUACCAUGGGAAAACUGAGGCGCUGUGUCAUCCAAGGCUCCUACAGUAUUCCCCCCUGGGUCCCUGGCCCUUGUCAGAGGCUCAUCAGGGGCAUUCUAAAGGCAGAUCCCAUGGAGCGUUAUGCAGUUGACCAGAUGCUAGGUUGUGAUUGGCUUUUACCAGUGGAGUUCCCAUGGUCGUUGGCGUCUCUGGAACCAGCGAGCCCGCUGCAAAGCCUGUUGGAUUCGGAUAGUAGAGACCUCGUAGAAGAGGAGGAGACAGAGGAGGUCACGUGCUUACUAGAGAAGCUCGGGAUCACCUCGGCACACCUUCGGAACAAUCAGCUGAAUGACAGUCGCAGCCCAGUAACCGGGGUCUAUCGAAUCCUGCUGCACCGAGUACAGAACAGGAGGGGCUGCGAUAGCCUGCCAGUGGUCCGUGGGAUGGUGAGGGACCCCAAGCGGGAGGGACUUCGAGCAUACAGAGGCCUCAGGCACACCUCCAAACUCUGCGUGCUUUCAUAAUAUACAGGUCUGCUUGAAAAACUGAUUGUAUUACACAAGUUUUGCAUUUACAUUAUUUUUACAUUUACUGCUGUCCCUUUUAUCUCCUAUUGAAGCUCAACCCCUAUAGCCAUGCUGUUGCAAACAUAUGAGAGGAAGAUACAAAUUGUCUCAUUCUUGAUAUUGAGCAACAAAUCAUAAUUUUGUAUUUAAAUUUAACAUGACUAACAAGUGCCUGAUUUAAGAAGCUGGAAUUGUGAUGCAUCAUUGCAAAAUGGGGGAGAAUCUUGUGUGUGUGUAUCUAGAUGGGUUUGUGUAUAUCAACCCCCAAUGUUGCAAAGAUAGUUGUUUGGCACGAUAACAUGUAAAUAAUUGUUGUUUAUAUGGGCAAUUUGUGACCCCUUUUUAAA
Corythoichthys intestinalis (scribbled pipefish) is the source of this 2884-nucleotide messenger RNA. It is a transcript of the gene nim1kb, whose product is annotated as NIM1 serine/threonine protein kinase. Gene Ontology annotation, biological process: protein phosphorylation; intracellular signal transduction; microtubule cytoskeleton organization. Lineage: Eukaryota; Metazoa; Chordata; Actinopteri; Syngnathiformes; Syngnathidae. Gene Ontology annotation, cellular component: cytoplasm. Bases 1170 to 2495 code for a protein of 441 amino acids. The transcript is spliced from 4 exons. Gene Ontology annotation, molecular function: ATP binding; tau-protein kinase activity; protein serine/threonine kinase activity. The record is from RefSeq and is a predicted model, not a curated record.